Molecule: messenger RNA, 3213 nt
Organism: Xenopus tropicalis (tropical clawed frog)
Lineage: Eukaryota; Metazoa; Chordata; Amphibia; Anura; Pipidae
Gene: drd1
Product: dopamine receptor D1
Exons: 3
Coding region: 1460-2815 (451 amino acids)
Biological process (GO): synaptic transmission, dopaminergic; adenylate cyclase-activating G protein-coupled receptor signaling pathway; signal transduction
Cellular component (GO): plasma membrane; plasma membrane bounded cell projection; ciliary membrane
Molecular function (GO): dopamine neurotransmitter receptor activity; G protein-coupled receptor activity
Source: RefSeq, a predicted model, not a curated record
UCGGUUUUAUGGAAACAACUGCACUUCCAAAGUGAUAAAGACAAGGCAGCUUUGUUUGAAUAGGGAUGCUGCUUUCAUCUCCUGCAUCAAGCCGCCGGAACCCUUUUAAAGAUCAGCUCAGUUUUCACCAAAACAAUAGAAGGACUGACCGGCCAGUGAUACAAGUACUGAAGUUGUUCACCCCUCUAUUGGCUCAGGUCCUGCUGAGGGUCAUCAUGAAACCUUGCUCUUGGCUCGGCUACUGAAACUAGGAAGAAGUAACCCCCCGAUGAUAUAAUAUACUCUAACAGAUUCAUACAUUAGACCGGAUUGCAAGAUUGAUGCUUUCAGAUGAAAAACAGCCAGCAAAAUGUCAAAAUGUGGACUACAGCCAGGUGUCUCCUCCAGUAUGGACAGUGGAACCUUCUUUUGUUUGCAUAAGUAAAGCUUUGAAGGAUGUGGAAAAAUAAACGCAAAGGCAUGAUUCCACGAUAGACUUUUUUAUGGGAAAGCCUCUGACUACAAACUACUGGGAAUUUUUGCUUUCACACGAAAACCAUUGGAAUCUCAAGGCAAUUUGACAGCAGAUUAGAGAUUCCUAGAACACUUUCUCGCACUGCAGGACACUUGGAAUUCUGACUUGUAGUGAGAUUAAACAGUUAAUUUAGGAGCUUCCCAAACACGGCAUUAUUGGAAGGCACUUGACAUCAGUGCCAGUUUAUUAGAAACAUUUUUACUUUUUUUAACAGUAAUAAGUAUUGAAACCUGGUAAGUACAAAGGUGUAUAAAUGAGGAGCUUUUGUCUGAAAUUGUCUGAAUUGGCAUGGAUAGAACCCAAGUAUGGAGGAUAAAGGGAUGCUCAUAUUUCCUCAAAGCCCUCAGGAGAGAGCCAGCGUACACUGAAUAUUCUUGGUUAUACAGCAACUCUGUGGAAAAAAGAAUGUAAAAGUACAAGCAGACUUAAAGGAGUCCAACCAAGUAUAAAAAGUUCUGCAUCCAAGUUGUGGAGCUUAUCUGGAACCAGGGGUCAGUCUCCUAUCAGCCUGAAACACUUGUCGUGAAGAGUUCUGAAUCACUCCAAGAGGUUACCCCACUGAGCUGAAUAAAAGGUGUGUAGCCUGGGAUUCAUUGGCAAAACAUGCUGGGGAACAAGAAGAAUGCUACCUACAGACCAUUACAAAUUCACGUACCAGUCCUGGGGACAAAGAUCACCAUAGUUCAAUAAGAAAUUUCACUUUACUUCUGCAAUUUUGCACUUUAUUUACAAAAAAAGCAAACACUAUUGUAGUUGUCAAAUGAGCGUAUUUGAUUCCUUGUUGGGACAAAAUUAAAUAAAUUAAGCUAGUGUUUAUUUAAUCAUCCUAAUUUGGAAUGAAAAUUGGAAUUGACUCCCCUGUUUCCUCCGAGGAUUGUAGACCAGCAAAUAAUAGCAGAUCUUGUACUCAAAGAUCAAUGCCAUGAAUUUCACUUGGAGAACGCAAUGACAUUAAAUAUAACAAGUAUGGAUGAAGACGUUUUACUUGCAGAAAGAGAUUCAUCUUUUCGAGUUCUUACAGGCUGUUUCCUUUCUGUAUUAAUUCUUUCAACUCUACUUGGUAACACCCUGGUCUGUGCAGCUGUCAUCAGGUUUCGUCACCUUCGAUCAAAAGUCACCAAUUUCUUUGUCAUUUCCUUAGCUGUAUCUGACUUAUUAGUCGCUGUCUUGGUUAUGCCAUGGAAAGCUGUUGCUGAAAUUGCCGGAUUUUGGCCCUUUGGUACUUUCUGCAAUAUCUGGGUUGCAUUUGAUAUUAUGUGUUCAACAGCUUCAAUCUUGAACCUUUGCGUCAUCAGUGUUGACCGCUAUUGGGCCAUCUCUAGUCCAUUUAGAUAUGAAAGAAAAAUGACACCAAAGGUAGCAUUUAUAAUGAUUAGUGUUGCGUGGACUUUGUCAAUCCUAAUAUCUUUCAUUCCUGUGCAGCUUAACUGGCACAAAGCAAAGACCACCAGUUUCUUUGAUCUAAACAUCACUUUACAUGGUAGGACAAUGGACAACUGCGACUCCAGUCUAAAUAGGACAUAUGCAAUAUCCUCUUCCUUGAUUAGCUUCUAUAUACCAGUGGCCAUCAUGAUUGUAACCUACACGCGGAUUUACAGAAUAGCAGCCAAACAAAUAAGGCGCAUCUCAGCUUUAGAAAGGGCAGCAGUGCAUGCCAAGAAUUGUCAGAAUAGCACUGGCAACAGGAACAGCCUUGACUGCCAGCAACCAGAAAGCUCAUUAAAGACCUCUUUUAAAAGAGAAACAAAGGUUUUAAAAACAUUAUCAGUUAUUAUGGGAGUUUUUGUAUGUUGCUGGCUGCCCUUUUUUAUAUUGAACUGCAUAGUGCCAUUUUGUGAUCCCAGUCUAACCACAAGUGGAACAGAACCUUUCUGCAUUAGUUCUACCACCUUUGAUGUGUUUGUUUGGUUUGGGUGGGCAAAUUCAUCUUUAAAUCCCAUCAUAUAUGCCUUUAAUGCUGAUUUCCGUAAAGCAUUUUCAAACCUUCUAGGCUGCUACAGGCUCUGCCCUACAUCAAACAACGUCAUAGAAACUGUCAGCAUUAAUAACAAUGGAGCUGUUGUCUACUCAUGCCAGCAAGAGCCCAAAGGUUCAAUACCAAACGAGUGCAAUUUAGUUUACCUGAUCCCACAUGCAAUUAUUUGCCCCGAAGAUGAAGUGCUGAAAAAAGAAGAUGAAAGUGGCUUGUCUAAAAGCCUGGAGAAAAUGUCUCCUGCAUUUUCAGGGAUUUUGGAUUAUGAUGCGGAUGUCUCACUAGAAAAGAUAAACCCUAUUACACAAAAUGGGCAACCAAAAACCUGAUUAAGCGUGUGGCAGGUUAACAGACAAUAAACACCGGCUCUUACACAAACACCUGCUUGAGUAAUUUUAAGUUCAACAUUGAAGUAGCUUCUCUUUUUUUCAAGAAUUCCAGUGUAUUUUUUAAGUGUGCUUCUAUUUGUGCUGUUCAGUGGAAAAUAUAAAUAAAGUGAGGCCACUGUUCAAAGUUUAACAUUGGAAAUAAUAAUAUUAAAAGAAUGUGUUUUGGAUUGUAGUUUAUAAUUUAAGAGGGUCAAGCAAAACCAUCUUAAAUAAUGUGGUUACAAACAGCUUGGGGAACAGACUAAUGGUUUCACCUUUGUGUCUAAUGUACCUGAAUGGAUUGUACAGUAUGUAAAAUAAGUACAUGCCUUUGUAAUUCCAUUUUGAAAAGCAACUGA